UUUAAUGCCCUUUGCGUGUCUUUUCGAAAUUUCAUCAUGGCCGUGACAGUACCUAAUUUCCUUUACUUUUUUCGAAUAGUCAGUGGAACUAAUAUUGUAAAAUACGUUUAUUUGUUGAUGAGCAUAGCUUCUUUGCUAUGCGGUCGUUCACAAGGAGAUUCUAGAGAAUUUAAAUAUAUUACUUGUGGGAGUGUUUUAAAGCUAGUCAAUCCAAAGCACAAUGUUAGACUCCAUUCCCAUGAAGUUAAGUAUGGCUCUGGAAGCGGACAACAGUCUGUUACAGGAGUGGACAGUGCGGAUGACGGAAACAGCUACUGGGUUGUGAGAGGGAAAAUGGAUUCUCCAUGCAAAAGAGGGACUCCUGUUAAGUGUGGCAGCACAAUAAGAUUACAACACCUGGCCACUAAACGCAAUCUUCACAGUCAUCACUUUCAGUCACCAAUUUCUCAUAACCAGGAAGUGAGUGCAUUUGGUGAAAAUGGAGAUGGGGAUGAUUUGGACAACUGGUCUGUUAUUUGUCCUUCAAAGUUUUGGGAACGACAGGAUAAAAUUAGGUUCAAGCAUUCAGCUACUAAAGUUUAUCUGCAUGUAACUGGAGACCAGUUUGGCCGGCCCAUUAGUGGUCAAAAGGAAAUUAGUGGUUAUAGUUAUCCUGAAACAGGAAAUGAAUGGAAGGCAACGGAGGGCAUUUAUGUCAAACCCACCAAUUGAUUGUAGACCUGAUAGAACCCAGAUUUUGCACUAAGUUGUACAUUUAAACAGUUCUGGGACAGUACAACAGUGCUAUUUUCUAAAAUUCUGGUAUGGACCACAAGGAUUUUGAUAAAGAAUUGUUAGAAAAGCUUUGUGCAAGGAAUUACAUGGAAUUGUUUAUUAAAGAGCUGCUACAAAAAGA
Molecule: messenger RNA, 895 nt
Organism: Pocillopora damicornis (cauliflower coral)
Lineage: Eukaryota; Metazoa; Cnidaria; Anthozoa; Scleractinia; Pocilloporidae
Product: stromal cell-derived factor 2
Source: RefSeq, a predicted model, not a curated record